AUGCGCGACCACGGGUCGCACGUCGAGAUCGCGACGUACUUCCCGCGCCUGAUCUUCCUCACGAUCAUGUCGCUCGUCAACACGAUCGGCGCGAUCGCGGACUCUGUGCUCUACGGCCGCGCGAUCGCGUCGCAGGAGCUGAACGACGAGCCCGUGUUUAUCCUCGGCCACCCGCGCACGGGGACGACGCAUCUGCACAACCUGCUCUCUCGCGAUCCGUCCUUCGCGUUCGCGACCACGUUCAGCGUGGGGUUCCCCUCGGGUUUCCUCUCCUGCCGUUGGCUCGCGCCGUUCAUGGGCGCGAUCAUGGACGACACGCGGCCGAUGGACAACAUGGCGUUAUCGCACGACACCCCGCAGGAGGACGAGGUGGCGACGAAUCAGCUCAGCGGCGGCGCGUCGCCGUACAUGCCGCUGAUGUUUCCCAAACGCGAGGCGCUGUUUCGGCGGUGGUACAGCAUGAGGGACGGCGCGUCGAGCGCGGAGAUCGCGCGGUGGAAGGAGUCGUUUCUGUAUUUCCUGCGAAAGACGCAGUACGCCGCGGGGGGGAAGCGCAAGAGGCUGCUGUUGAAGUCGCCCGUGCACACCGCGCGCGUCGACGUCCUGCGCGAGAUGUUUCCCAAGGCGCAGUUCGUCUUUAUCCAUCGGAACCCGUACGAGGUGUUUCAGAGCGCGGUGCACAUGGCGGACGCGUACUACUGGCAGUGUUACUUCCAGGUCCCGAGCGCGGAGGACGUGCAGGAGUUCAUCCUGUAUCAGGGCGAGUAUCUGCACGACGCGUACGAGAGGGACAUUCGAAAGGUGAAGAAAGGGAACAAGCACGAAGUGCGGUUCGACGAACUGAAUAAAGACCCUCUCGGGACGCUGCGGGCGCUGUACGACGCGUUAGGGUGGAGCGCGAACUUCGCGAGCAUCCGCCCCGCGAUCGAGUCGUACGCCGGGUCGCUGAGGGAUUUCAAGAUGAACGCGCACGCGCGUCUGAGCGAGGAGGCAAAGGAGGUGGUUCGCGCGCGGUGGGGGAAUUGGUUCAAAGAUUUGGGAUACGACGAGUAG
Molecule: messenger RNA, 1053 nt
Organism: Micromonas pusilla CCMP1545
Lineage: Eukaryota; Viridiplantae; Chlorophyta; Mamiellophyceae; Mamiellales; Mamiellaceae
Exons: 1
Coding region: 1-1053 (350 amino acids)
Source: RefSeq, a predicted model, not a curated record